Messenger RNA from Falco peregrinus (peregrine falcon), 5740 nucleotides. It is a transcript of the gene DENND11, whose product is annotated as DENN domain containing 11. The record is from RefSeq and is a predicted model, not a curated record. The transcript has 9 exons. Gene Ontology annotation, cellular component: cytoplasm. NCBI's taxonomy places the organism in Eukaryota, Metazoa, Chordata, Aves, Falconiformes, Falconidae. Bases 89 to 1423 code for a protein of 444 amino acids.
CCGCCGGCGGCCGGUGCGGCGCGGGGGGUGCGGUGCGGCGCGGCGCGGCUGGGCUCGGCGCGGCGCCGUCGGGCGGGGGGCCGCGGCCAUGGUGGAGCGCGCAGACGAGGCGCCGCUGCUCUUCUGGGCCGAGGGCCCCGCCGUGUCGGCGCCGCCGCCCGCGGCCGAGGCGGGCGGCGGCGGCGGGCGGCGACUCGGUGGCGGCUGGAGCGCGGUUCCGUGGGGCGGCGCGGGGCCGGCGGAGGCGGCGGGGCCGCCGCGGGCGGAGGCGGAGGAGGACCAGAUCGUGGCCGUCUUCGUGGUCACCUUCGACCCCCGCACGGGCAACAUGGUGGAGUGGUGUUUACCCCAAGAUAUUGAUUUGGAAGGCGUGGAAUUCAAAUCCAUGGCAAGCGGGUCUCACAAAAUCCAGUCAGAUUUUAUUUAUUUCCGGAAAGGGCUCUGUUUUGGCCUGGCCUGCUUUGCCAACAUGCCUGUGGAGAGUGAGUUAGAGCGUGGUGCCCGCAUGAAGUCCGUGGGGAUUCUCUCUCCUUCCUACACCCUGCUGUAUAGGUACAUGCACUUCCUAGAGAAUCAGGUCAGACACCAGCUGGAGAUGCCAGGGCACUACUCCCAUCUAGAGGCGUUCUAUGAUGAUAAGAAAGGAGUUCUCCCUGACAGCAAGGGCACUCCCACCUCCCAGCAACCUGUCCACUGGCUGCCAUCCAUCCACAGAUACAUGUACCCAGAGAUGAAGAUCACACACCCUGCUGGCUGUAUGUCUCAGUUCAUCAAAUUCUUCGGUGAGCAGAUCCUUGUCCUCUGGAAGUUUGCCCUGCUGCGCAAGCGCAUAUUGAUAUUUUCACCGCCCCCAGUUGGAGUUGUCUGCUAUAGAGUGUAUUGCUGCUGUUGCCUUGCCAAUGUUUCUCUGCCCGGUCUUGGAGGAACUGUCCCAGAGUCCAAACCAUUCUUCUAUGUGAAUGUGGCAGACAUAGAAAUGCUGGAGACAGAAGUAUCAUAUGUGGCCUGUACAACAGAAAAGAUCUUUGAGGAGAAACGGGAUCUCUAUGACGUCUAUGUGGACAACCAGAAUGUGAAGACACAUCACGAGCAUCUGCAACCACUCCUGAAAAUUAACAAUGCCGACAAGGAGAAGUACCGACGGCUCAAUGACCAGAGGCAGAUGUUAAUGUAUUCUCAAGAAGUGGGUGAGGAUUGUAGCUCCUGUGAAGAGGACCUUUUCAUCUUGUUUUUCAUGGAGCAGAACAACCGCAUAUUUCAGACACUGAUGGAGGUGUCGGCUAGCCAGGACAAGACACUGACAGCUGACCACGCACGAGGCAUGGGCCUGGAUCCCCAAGGGGAUCGAAGUUUCCUUAUGGACUUGCUGGAAGUGUAUGGCAUUGAUGUUAUGCUAGUCAUUGACAACCCCUGCUGCACUUAAACCAAGAGCCAGAGAGAUGGGGAGCAAAGAUCACUUCUUUAAGACUACCAGACACUGCUUAGGAGGAUCACUGGAACUCACCACAACCACAGUUAUUUAAUAACUUUAUAUGGAGAGUAUUUAUAAUUUUAAAACAAAAUGUGAUUUUAUUUUCUCUCCCUCGACCUCCCAAUGAGUACCUGGCUCCAGGGUUUUUUUUGUUUGUUUCUAUCUCCCUUUCUCUUUUAUUUGUGUUUGUUUUGUUUAGAUAGGACCAGUGGCACCUUUGCACCAAUCCUCACUGUUGCCAGUGUUGCCAGUGAUAGCUGGGUUUUGGCCUAGCCUGGAUACCUGAGGUCUGAAGACUUCAGGAAAGCACUUUGAUGUGAAAUGCUGUAGCUGAGCUCUCAAGACUUGACUGGAAAACGCUCCUGUCACCCCUCUUCCACUUGGGGACUGAAGAGAGUUUUGGCACAGGCUGUUAGCAGCCCAGUCUCAUAGAACAUCUGUCCUACUACGUUUAUUGGUGGGGACAGUUAAACCAAUGAUAAAACCCAGGACUCCUUUGAACACCCCUCACCCAACUUUUAGCAGCCGAGUUGGAUUAAAGUCACCCCUCCUCAUCAAUGACAGAAGCAAGUCUGUGAUACCGGGGUGCUACAAGAUCUUAUGACUUUGCUUACUGGAGCAGCAGAGUUUCACUUCCAUCAUUUGAAGCGGUAUAAACUGGCAAAGACUAAGCCUACCUGUCUCAUAGCUGGAGAAGAGCACCAUCUGUACUUAAUCCCUCCUACCACUUUCUCUGGUUUUUGGUUGCCUCACACCUGCUGCUUUGGUAUAAAAUCUUCAAACCAGCAAGAUGGUCUCUCAUUUAGCAGGGACCAACAUCACUAAGCCGCCUUGCAGUUACUAUGUUCUCUGGCCUCAGCUCAGGUGGUGCUGGGCCGGAUUGGGUUGAAUAAGUAUGCUUUAACUGAUGUCACUUGCCCUUCUUUGUAGCAGAUGGUACUUGUCACUCCUUUGCUUUAACAUUUCUGCUGAUCCUCCUUUUGUCAAGCAGCCUUCAGCACUGCCUGCUGCUGUCCUUGGUUUUCAGUGCGAGACAGAGCGCGGUAUGUGACCUUUCAGCUAGAACAGCUUCACAGUUUGCAGGAGGUUCCCUUGAAGUUUGAUGUUUUAAACUGGCACAGCUGCUAGAAGCAAUGUCUAACAGCAUGCCUUUUUUUUAUUCCUGGGCAGAGAAGCUGUAGAACCAGAUGAAGAGUGUUUUCUUAUUCUUGUGCUGUGGAAAGAAUAGGAUUCAGUUCAUGCAGGACCCAUGGUUACCUCCAGGAAGGCUGUCCCAGUAAAACGUAAUCCCUUCGCUGUGUAAAAUCCCGGAAUGGUACUGUGGGUUCUAGGUGUGACAUGCUGCUUUGCCCAAAAUCCUUCAGCCAGUAGUAGCAUCAGCUCUAAGCCAACUGUUCUUCCUGAACUGUGGCUAUAGCUAAUUAGCUGCUGCUUCUACCGUAAUAGACUUCAGCACCCUUAGAGGCUUUCUGCAGUUUGUAGAAAUGCAAACUGUAGCUGAUGUAUCCAUUUAUCCUAGCAUUUUGUAGGAUGAGACCCAGCGUGAACCACCAAAGUCUCACCUGCUAAUUCUUUUGAAUAAGAAGGGGAGCAAAUGCUUUCCAAGUAGACCCAUUGUGGGUUGUCUCCCUCCUGGAAGGAAGGAGGCUGGCAUGUCCUGUUUUUCCUUGAAGGCUGGCUAUCUGCAGCAAAGGGGUCGUUUUGCUUGCUGUGGAUUCAGAGGUUUUAUUGAGGUGUGGGAUCAGGAGCCUCAGAAGGCUUUUUGCACAGUUCAUUGGUAUGAGCUUCAGCAUAUUAUGUUCCUGUGAUCUGCCUGUCUCUGAGCAGUUGCUCCCCUGCCUGCAUUGUCAGGGCUUGAAUGUUUUUGUACAAGAUAAAACAUGCUGCUGCUUGUUUUGCCAGCUGCUCACAACUGUAACAUAAUCAUCCUUAGAAGGCUGGGGAAAAAAAUGAGAAAGAGGAGAAAAAAAUGGGGAUGAAUAUCAUUUAAUGAAAAGACUAGUCUCUUUUCCUUAAGAAAAGGCUUUGUUUGUAAAUUGACACCUCCAGUAUAAAAGUGAUCCACAACAUCCAUGCUUUUUUCUGACUUCUACUUCAGUUUUAACACGCUGUCUGCAGUGAAGAUCCCUGAGGAAGUAUAGCUGGCACUGUAUUGGUCACUUAACUUCCUUCAAAUACAAAAAAGGGAACCGAAACUGCUUUUUAGCAAUUCUUCCUCUCAUUUUCUUGCAGGUUUGCUACAUAGUUUAACCGUGGCCAGCUGUUAAUGACUUUCUGUUCUCUUCGAUGUGAGUAGCAAUUCUGCUGAACUAAAUAGAAACAAACCUUUAAUUUGUCAUUGAAAUUUUAAAGCCUCUGCACUCAGAGGAUUUCUAACACCCUGCAUUAGAGUGCUGUGUUCACACGCUGUCAGAACAUCAGGUCUACUAGACGGCACUGCUAGAGCCUACCAAGCAGAGCCUCCUGAAAUUACUAUUUGACAUUUAUUAAACCUCUGUUUUCCAGGAACUAGGUCUUCAGUUGCUAGCAGUCAUGUGGGUACAGGAGCAUCAAAGCAAGCAGAUUACUGUCAAAGUAGCAUCCGUGCUACAUCCCAGCUGGAUGGCUACAGCAUGUUUUGCUCUUCCUUGUAAUUUUGCUUCUCUACAGCCCCUCUUGGCAGGUGACUGCUACAAAAGUCAGAAAGUUGCCAGACAGGAAACAGAACAAAAAGACUUCUCUUUCCUAAGCUUGUUUGAUUUGCUGCAAAAGACCUUUCCACCUGCACUCUCCUUUUCUAGUAGACAUUGCUUUUAUUGUAGACAGAUGUGGAAAGUCCUUGGUAAGUGGGUACAUAAUACAAACAAAUGGCUACGGCUUGGGACAUGAAGGCUUGUUCAGCAGGCUGGUUUUGUUUGGAACCAAUUUAGCUGGAUCUUAUCUUUCCAGGAGAUAACUUAAUUCAAGAUGAAACAGUUCAGUGCAGGCAUUUAAAAUCCCCUCCUUGACACUUAAUAGUUGCUUUUUUGAAUACUAGCAGCUGGAAGGGAGACAGUUACUUGGUGUAUUUUGAAUUAAAAGAGAGAGAAAAGCGUGGCAGAAGGUAGGAUAUUGCUAAUUACUAUAAAAUCCCCUUCUCCAUUUGAAGUACUUUGCCUUUACAGUGGUGCCUUUAAUGUCUUUGGUGUGAUGCCUCUGGUCGGUUGCUUGUGGUCAGAGCCCAGGCUGAACAGUGGUUACAGUCACCGUGUAGUGUGCCCUGGUAGACCAAGUCUGUUACGUUUCUUUCUUAACGCCCAAGACACAGUAUAGCCAUAGCAGGUUCUCAUUUGGUACUUCCGAGUUUAAACAGGCGAGCAAGAGCUUCAUAAUGGCAUCGUAACUCAAGUUGCACUAGAAAGGUGUAAUCGCGUAAUAAUUUAUUACUACUGGCACUAUCCGAUUGGAGGGUAAAGCCUGGGAGAGAGAAGUAAAAGCUAGAUUUUCAAUCUGAACAAAGGACACCAUUGUCAGGCAUUUCAAUGAUGCAGAAGUCUUCCCACUGCAAAGUUAGGCCAAGCUGCGCAAAGCCAAGCGCAGCUAAGAACUAUAAUGGGUAUUAGGAGGAAGGCCUUUUCCUUGGAGUUCAGACUUGUCUGGCAGACAUCCUUCUUUUCUAGCAUCUAUGAAGUAGUUACUCCAACGUAUGUUAGAGCUAAUGGUGACGUCUGUUACAGGAGAUGAGCUUGCCUAUCCAGCAUCCUUAUAGGCAGAAGAAAGUUCCAUCACCUCUUCAAGAGAAGGCAGCUUACGGAACAGCUUACUCUGUAAAGCAGCGUUGCCGUGAUACUUCUUCCAUUUUAAGAACUGCCGAAGUUAAUGGGCAAAAAGCUAGGAAUAGCCGUGGCCCUCUUGGUGAGAGACUAUGCAAGGGACAGGCAUGCUUUGCUCCGGGAGGUGGAAAGGCUGUGGUUUCUGGAAUAGCAGGGCAAAAGCACUCUGUCCUAAUGCAAAAGUCUAGAUACAAAGCAUGCAUACUAACCCAAACUCUCUCAUCCUAGCUUGUAAGUUAGUUGAGGUCUCCUCUCCAUCCAACCCCCAAAGCUAGUGGUUCUCGUGAUUAUGGGAGAAGGCAACAUAAAUGCAAGGGACUGGAAUGUACUAACUUAACAGAAUGGUAUGUCUGUCUAAACCAGAGGGUAGUAAAUGCCUGUGAACCAGGAUUUCAGGUCCUGGUUAAUGCAAAAUACCAUACAAAUGGGAAUAUUUACUUGUGGUGAAAAUAAACAGGUGCCUUAGGCUGGUCCAUCA